AAAAGUAAACAAUAAAAAAGCGCGCAAAAAUGUCGGACCAAGAUAUAGAAAUAAAACAGGAAGAUCAGAGCAUGGAAGACAUGGACGAGAAGGACAGUAAGACCGAAGAUGAGAACAUUACGGACAGCGGCAAGAUCACCUCAUUGAAAACCUUGGGACCCUUUAUAGCCGGCAGAGAGAACAGUCGUAAUACGAUUUACCUUAGCGAUGUUCCGGAUAUAUGCAAAGAGAAACCCUGCAUGUUGGGUGUUGAUGAAGCAGGUCGCGGUCCUGUCCUGGGUCCCAUGGUAUACGGCAUCUCUUACUGUCCUGUGCAAAGCAAAAAAGCUCUCGAGGACUUAGGUUGUGCCGAUUCCAAACAGUUGACCGAGGAUAAACGGGACAUCAUAUUCAACGAUAUUAACACCAAGGAGUAUGCCACAAGUUGUAUUGGCUGGGCCGUAGAGAUCAUAUCACCAAAUACUAUAAGCACAAGCAUGUACCGGCGGUCCAAGUGCUCAUUGAACGAGGUUUCUAUGGAUUCGGCCAUGGGUUUAAUCCAACAAGCGAUCGACGCGGGUGUCAAUAUAGCUGAAGUAUAUGUAGACACGGUGGGUCCGCCCGAGAAAUAUCAAGAGAAGCUUCUCAAACGUUUCCCCAACUUUAAGAUCACCGUUGCCAAGAAAGCUGAUUCCACUUAUCCGAUUGUCUCGGCGGCCAGUAUUUGCGCCAAGGUAACCCGUGAUCAUGCCCUCAAGGUGUGGAAGUUCCCCGAGGGAUUGGUCAUCAAGGACAAUGCCUUUGGCAGUGGCUAUCCAGGAGAUCCGGUUACGAAGAGAUUUCUGACGGAGCACAUAGAUCUAGUGUUUGGAUUUCCUCGCCUCGUGCGCUUCAGUUGGUCUACGGCGGAAAAUGCGCUAGCGGACAAGGCGUACGACAUGGAGUUCGACGAACCGGAUUCCGAGAAACCCAAGUACGCCGGCACGAAGCUCACAAAGUUCUUUAAGGGCACCACAAAGUCCGGCGAGGUAAUUCGAGAGGAUUGUCGCUUUUACAAGCAACGACAUCUUGGAAAUGUUAUAGAGUUCUAAUUAUUUCUGGAUAUUAAGUAUCUUAAUAUAUAUUAAGUUAAACCUUUGUUAAUCUGCUAAAAUAUUUUUUAACAUUAUUUACCUAAGCAUUAUAAAGUUCUAUAGUUUUUAUAAAAUUUCAAUUUUAAGAUUAAGCCCAAUUUAAAAAUUUGUCCCAAAAUAAAAAUAUAACGAUUUAAUUUGUAUCUUUAA
This is a messenger RNA of Drosophila eugracilis, 1262 nucleotides long. RefSeq names its product ribonuclease H2 subunit A. Gene Ontology annotation, molecular function: RNA binding; RNA-DNA hybrid ribonuclease activity. Gene Ontology annotation, biological process: mismatch repair; DNA replication, removal of RNA primer. Lineage: Eukaryota; Metazoa; Arthropoda; Insecta; Diptera; Drosophilidae. Gene Ontology annotation, cellular component: ribonuclease H2 complex. The transcript has a single exon. The record is from RefSeq and is a predicted model, not a curated record. The coding region runs from base 30 to 1070 and encodes 346 amino acids.